Arabidopsis thaliana (thale cress) is the source of this 2969-nucleotide messenger RNA. RefSeq names its product coiled-coil protein. Gene Ontology annotation, cellular component: plasma membrane; clathrin-coated vesicle. NCBI's taxonomy places the organism in Eukaryota, Viridiplantae, Streptophyta, Magnoliopsida, Brassicales, Brassicaceae. Gene Ontology annotation, biological process: cytokinesis by cell plate formation. The transcript is spliced from 17 exons. Bases 277 to 2010 code for a protein of 577 amino acids. The record is from RefSeq and is marked reviewed.
GAUUAAAGAUUUUGUUAACUAUAAUCUUAUCAUUAAUCACUUACCUUUGAAAGCUCGCAUGUGUUUCUCUUCUCCGUGUUAAACGCUGUCGUUUUUGGCGUCACUGUUAUUUCAACACUUUUCUCCAAUCUCACCGAACGUUUAUUUUCCCUUCCGUUUUCUCGAGAAAAUCUACCUUUUUCCCCGAGAAAUUUCAUUUUCUCUGGUUCACCUGCUUGUUGCUCGCUUAAAUACAGCGAUUUCAUCCAACCAACAAGUACCUUCACCAACACACUGAUGGAUCGGAGGAGGGCGGGUAGCCCAGUGUAUGGUCGCCAGUGGAGCGAAUCAUCGAACAGUACGGAGGCAACAUCACCGGCGAUGUCUCCUGCUCACCGGAAACAGCUCGGUGGUAUCGGAGGUUUCUCCACCGUUAAACGGACUCAGAACGUAGCUGCCAAAGCCGCGGCACAGCGAUUAGCUAAGGUCAUGGCCUUACAGAACAAAGACAACGGAGACGAAGAUGAUGAAGAUGAAGAUGAAGAUCUAAGUCUCAGAUUCGCAUCUGCUUCUUUAAAACCUGCUCGUCAUGCACCUUCUUCUAUCUCCUCCACCGGAAGCAAUAGCAGCAACGGAAAUAAUAAUUUGCCGGCUGUUUCAUUUGCUCCCCGAACUAGAUCGCCGUCUCCUGCGUUAGGCAGGAACUUCGCCGAGCAAGUACCUUCUUCAGUGCGGUCUGCUUCAGCCGGAAGGCCGUCAAUGUCUGCUAGAUCUACGACUCCGACUCCGAUUCCUAAUCUAAUGCCGCCUAGUAGGGUGUCGGUGAAAACUCCGGUUUCUAUUCCUCCACUUGAUCCUCCAACUCGGAGCAGAGAUAAAAGGUUCUUUGCUGAUGUACCAUCAGUAAAUUCAAAAGAAAAGGGUGAUCAGCGGGAAGCUUCAGCUCUUCGUGAUGAACUGGAUAUGCUACAAGAGGAGAAUGAGAAUGUACUGGAGAAGCUUCGUCGUGCGGAAGAAAAAAGGGUGGAAGCAGAAGCUAGGGCUAAGGAGCUCGAGAAACAGGUUGCCUCUCUUGGAGAAGGAGUUUCCUUGGAGGCGAAAUUGUUAAGCAGGAAAGAAGCAGCAUUGCGUCAAAGAGAGGCUGCUCUAAAUGUUGCUAAACAAAAAAAGAGUGGAAAGGAUGAGGAAAUUGUUUCCCUACGUUCGGAGCUUGAGAACUUGAAAGAUGAGGCUACAACUGCUGCAGAACGGCUUCAAGAAGCAGAGUCUGAAGCGAAGUCUCUUCGCACAAUGACUCAGAGGAUGAUUUUAACACAGGAUGAAAUGGAAGAAGUAGUUCUGAAGAGAUGCUGGCUUGCUCGGUAUUGGGGCUUGGCUGUGCAACAUGGCAUUUGUGCGGAUAUAGCACCAUCCAGGCAAGAGCACUGGUCAAAGUUGGCUCCUCUUCCAUUUGAGCUCGUCACUUCAGCAGCACAGAAGGCGAAGGAGUUAUCUUGGGAUAAAGGUGGGAAUGAUCGGAGUAAGGCGGCUAGAGAUUUGAGUGAUCUAACUGGAGAAGGAAAUAUUGAAAGUAUGCUUUCAGUUGAGAUGGGUUUGAGAGAGCUAGCAUCAUUAAAGGUGGAGGAUGCUGUUGUGCUUAUAUUCGCCCAGCAGAGAAAGUUGAGUUUGGUUCGCCACACUGUUUCCGACUCCAAAGGUCAUGGAGAAUCCAGAUUUAUCGAUGCAUAUGAACUGGGUGAAGCGGAACAAGAAGAUGUUGCCUUUAAGCAGGCAUGGCUGAUGUACUUCUGGGGAAGAGCUAAGUUGCACGGUGUGGAAGAUGACAUCGCAGAGGAACGUGUCCAGUUAUGGAUCAGCCGUAGCAGUGGGAAAUCUCAGACGACUUCUCAUGAUGCCUUGGAUGUGGAAAGAGGGUUGAUAGAGCUACGAAAACUGGGAAUAGAGCAACAGUUGUGGGAAGCUUCUCGACGAGAAAUCGAUCAGCUUCCCUCGCCUACUUCUUCGAAUCACGAUCUCGAUGCUGAUUCAUAGUAAAGUCUCUUCCUUUUCUUUGAUAGAAGAAAUUUUCGUUUUGUAUAUCUCUCGUCAUGUAAGUUUCACGAAGAAUCUGUUGUGUCAUUGUAUUUUUUAUGUUUUCCCUUUUCACACUUAAGUGUGUAAGCUUUUGGUAUUCUUAUUUUUGCAAUCAAUUCCAAAAAGUUUUGGAGGACGAUACUGGGUAAAAAAUAGGAUAUCGAAAACACUGAUCACGAAAAAUUCAUGUUACCCUUACUGUUUUUAUAAACCAUGUUUUGAGGAUGGGAUAGAAGAAUUGAACCUCGUUAAUCUGUGAUUAGAUUCUCAAUUUUGACACUUAUAUGACUCGAUGAAAUUCUAACCAAAUCCUGCUUUCUUUUUUUUUGUGGGAAAUUCUCUGUGGUUCCCGAACAGUCAUUAUCCAGAAACAAAGAGAUUAGAGUACAAAAUACGAAUCAUAAGAGACUCAAUAGUCAAUUCAAUAACACUUAAAAGAAAAUCACUAGAAAACCCCUUGUUUCCUUCUACAAUAUUGGAAUAGGAUCUUCCAUGGCUUCUUCAGCAGCAAAACCACCAACACGUCCAGUGGUACCACUCAACACAACCACACUUCCUUCGGCAUCAACAUCAACAAUCACAGAAUCUCCUUCUUUAAUGUCCCUUGAAAGCAUCUUCUCCGCCAUACUAUCCUCCAAAAGCCUCAUUAUUGCACGUCUAAGUGGCCUCGCACCAUAACUCGGGUCGAAUCCUUCAUCCACCACUCUCUCUUUAAACCUCUCAGUCACCUGAAGCUCAAUCUCUUUGACCUCAAGUCUCGCCACCACUUCUUUAAGCAUUAUAUCAGCAAUCUCCUUGACUUCCAGCUUUGUUAACUGUCUGAAAACAAUCAUCUCAUCUAACCUGUUCAAGAACUCUGGUCUGAAAUACUGUUUUAGUUCCUCAGUCACUAAGCUCUUGAUUCUGUUGUAACUGCU